Brachypodium distachyon (stiff brome) is the source of this 972-nucleotide messenger RNA. RefSeq names its product NEP1-interacting protein 2. The record is from RefSeq and is a predicted model, not a curated record. The transcript has 2 exons. Bases 153 to 731 code for a protein of 192 amino acids. NCBI's taxonomy places the organism in Eukaryota, Viridiplantae, Streptophyta, Magnoliopsida, Poales, Poaceae.
GUAGUUGAGUGUCUCGACUUACCAACCACAUUUGGGUGCACAUAUAUGGCGCAGGAGAGAUCGCUUGCUCCUCCAUCGUAUCCACCCCCUCUUCGGCGUGUAUUUUAUCCAGACAUAGUACAACACUUUGCACUUUUUAUGUUUUUAAUAACAUGGCCGUGACGCUGUCCCUCUCCCUCGUCGUCGGCGGGCUUAUGAGCACCCUCGUUGCCGCCGUCUUCGGGGCAGCCGGGACAGUGCUCGGCGCCGUGGUCGGCCUCCUUUCAGGCUUCUUCUUCGACGAGGAGGACGGCCUGAUGCAGGGGACGCUGCUGGGAGCGCUCGCCGGGGGUCUCGUCUCCGUGGAGCUCGCCGGUUCCCUCGUGAGGAUAUGGUGCGGCAGCGGCCAUGGCUGCUCCGUGGACACGCGAGUUAAACGCAGCGUAAGCGCCGUUCUGGGAGUGAUGGCUCUCGCCGAUUCGCGCUCUGGCCGAGGAGACCGCGGCGGCGGCGACCGAUUCCAGCUCGAGGAGAGCUCUCGGGCUGUUGUCGCGAGGAGGGUUGCCGUUGAGAGUUACAUCAUGGUGACGAAGCUGACCAAGGAAAUCUGCCCCAUAUGCCUCCAUGAGUUCCGAGCCGGGGAGAGCGCCAGGAGGCUCCCUGCUUGCUCCCACCUUUUCCAUUCACAAUGCAUCGAUAGAUGGCUCCCGUGGAAGCCCCAGUGCCCGAUGUGCCGGCGUGACGUCUACUAGCGAGCUACCUCUGCACAUCGGAAGCGUUGGGAAAUCAGAGUCAGAGGACCGGGCUUCUCGUUCGAAUUCUUUGUUUUUUUCGAGGACAAUUCUCAUUUGAAUUGUGGACAUACUUCUGGUUACAUUUCAGUUACAAUGAUCGAAGCAAUUAUUAUACGAAAACUAUGAUUGAAGUUUGGACGUACAUAAGUGUUUGGUUUGAAUCCAAGUUUGUUCUACAAUAAUUUGACAUGUCAAAAAA